AGGGCUUCAACAUGGCGGCUGGGGAACUGGUGCUAGCUGCUGUGAAGACCUGGCCCGGGGCAGGCAGAGUUGGAGGUGGUGGAGUUCGCUUUCCCUAUGGGCUGUCGGGAGCUAGAGGGGUGGGGGACUGAGCCUGGAAGGCCGGCCGGUGCCAGCACCUUUGGGCUUGCGGGACGGCGGCGGCUGCAGCGUCGUUCAGGUUCUAAAUGGCUUCUAAGAAGUUGGGUGCAGAUAGUCAUGGGACUUUCAGUUACCUUGAUGAUGUCCUAUUGAAGAUAGGAGACAAAUUCAAAACACCAGCUAAAGUUGUUCUACCUAUUGGCUUCUCCUUGCCUGACUGUUUGCAGGUUGUCAGAGAAGUACAGUAUGACUUCUCCUUGGAAAAGAAGACCAUCGAGUGGGCCGAGGACGUCGGGAAGAUCCAGGACGCCCAGCGGGAAGCAGAACGCAAGGCUCAGGAGGCGGAACCCAAAGUCAAUUCCAAGAGUGGCCCAGAGAGCGAUAACAAAAUGAGCUUCUCCAAGACUCAAAGUACAGCCACAAUGCCACCUCCUAUUAACCCCAUCCUUGCCAGCCUGCAGCACAACAGCAUCCUCACUCCAACCCGGGUCAGCAGUAGUGCCAUGAAGCAAAAAGCCCUCAGCCCCCCACACACAAAGGCAGAUUUCAAUCCUGCCGACUUUGAGUGUGAAGAGGACCCAUUUGAUAAUCUGGAGUUAAAAACCAUUGAUGAGAAAGAAGAGCUGAGAAACAUUCUGGUAGGAGCCACGGGACCCAUUAUGGCUCAGUUAUUGGACAGUAACUUGCCCAGAGGCGGCUCCGGGUCGGUGUUACAGGAUGAGGAGGUCCUGGCAUCCUUGGAGCGGGCAACCCUGGAUUUCAAGCCUCUUCACAAACCCAAUGGCUUUAUAACCUUACCACAGUUGGGCAACUGUGAAAAGAUGUCGCUGUCUUCCAAAGUGUCCCUCCCCCCGAUUCCUGCAGUAAGCAAUAUCAAAUCCCUGUCCUUCCCCAAACUUGACUCUGAUGACAGCAAUCAGAAGACAGCCAAACUGGCAAGCACUUUCCAUAGCACAUCCUGCCUCUGCAGUGGUACGCUACUGAACUCCUUCAAGCCUUCCACCCAAAGCAGUGCCAGUGAGCUCAAAGGGCAUCAUACUCUUGGGCUUUCAGCUUUGAACUUGGACAGUUGCACUGAGGUACCCACCCUUGCACCCUCCCAGACGCCUUCCCACUCAGUCUCGUCUGUGUGCACAGAAGAGUCAUCACCUCCACAGGCAGGCUCCGCGGUCGCCCCUCCUAAUUUCUCAAUGUCACAAGUGCCCAGGUGCCCCCAGGCCUACUCUGAGCUACAGACAUUGUCCCCCAGUGAGCGGCAAUGUGUGGAGACAGUGGUCAACAUGGGCUACUCCUACGAUUGUUUCCUGAGAGCUAUGAAGAAGAAAGGAGAGACUAUUGAGCAGAUCCUCUACUAUCUCUUUGCACAUGGACAACUGUGUGAGAAGGGCUUUGACCCUCUGUUGGUGGAAGAGGCUUUGGAAAUGCACCAGUGUUCAGAAGAAAAGAAGAUGGAGUUUCUUCAGUUAAUGAGCAAAUUUAAGGAAAUGGGCUUUGACCUGAAGGACAUUAAGGAAGCGUUGGUAUUACACAACAAUGAGCAGGACAAUGCUUUGGAAGACCUCAAGGCCCGGGCAGGAGCCAGCUGAGACUUGGCCCUGCCGCGGAACCAGCACCCCCAGGAAACCCUGCAGAGCCCACCUGUG
This is a messenger RNA of Ochotona princeps (American pika), 1763 nucleotides long. Its product is annotated as ubiquitin-associated protein 1-like. Gene Ontology annotation, biological process: ubiquitin-dependent protein catabolic process via the multivesicular body sorting pathway. NCBI's taxonomy places the organism in Eukaryota, Metazoa, Chordata, Mammalia, Lagomorpha, Ochotonidae. Gene Ontology annotation, molecular function: ubiquitin binding. The record is from RefSeq and is a predicted model, not a curated record. Gene Ontology annotation, cellular component: ESCRT I complex.